AUGGGCCAGAGCCAGUCCUCCACUGCGGGGGGGAACAGUGGCGCCCCAGCUAAUGAGGAAAGGAAGACGGAUUACUACGAGCUGCUGGGUUUGGGAAGAACCGCUACAGAAGAGGAGAUCAAAAAGGCUUAUAAGAAAAAGGCACUAGAACACCACCCAGACAGAAACUAUGGUAAUGUAGAGGCUUCCACCGCCAUCUUCGCUGAGAUCCAGGCCGCCUACGAAGUCCUAUCGGACCCCCAGGAGCGUGCCUGGUAUGACUCCCAUCGGGACGCCAUUUUGGCGGGCCACAAUGGCCCCGCGGCUGCGCAGUAUUCCCAUAAUAUCAAAAUGACAACCGCAGACGAUAUAACGCAGCUCAUCAUGAAAUUCAACCCCCGUAUGGAUUUCUCAGAUGCGCCGUCUGGCUUCUUUGGCGGGCUGCGGGAAACUUUUGAGCAACUGGCGGAAGAAGAGGCACUGGCGUGCCAAUGGGGUGACUUGGAACCCGUCGACUACCCCUCAUUCGGCCACAAAGAUGACGAUUAUGACAGCAUCCGCCCGUUUUACUCGAUAUGGAGCGGGUUUGCGACAAAGAAAUCGUUCUCGUGGAAGGAUGUCUAUCGCUACUCGGAAGCACCCGAUAGAAGGGUCCGGAGGCUGAUGGAGAAAGAGAACAAACGACUGAGAGACGAGGGUAUUAGAGAAUUCAACGACGCUGUCCGGUCUCUCGUUGCCUUCGUGAAGAAGCGAGAUCCCCGUUUCAAAGCCACCGUGCAGAAUGAGGCGGAGCGGCAGAAAUCUCUCCGGGAUGCUGCGGCGGCGCAGGCGGCGCGCUCGCGAGCAGCAAAUGAAGCGAAGUUGCACAACCAACAGAUCCCAGAAUGGGCACGGAGUGAAGAGACAGAGGAAGAAAUGUUCAGCAGCAGUAGUGAAUCUGUGAUUGAACAAGACUAUUUCGAGUGUGUCGUCUGUCGAAAAAACUUUAAGAGUGAGAAACAGUUCGACGCGCAUGAGCGGAGUAAGAAGCACAUCAAAGCUGUCAAGCAGCUUCGUUGGGAGAUGAGAGCGGAGGAUAAACACAUUCAGCAACUAAGCACGGAAACGAGAACGGGCACUAGCAGUUCUGGUUCAGUUCAGGAUUCCACCCAAAGAUCCUCGUCCGGCGCCACUACCACCCAGGAAAAUGACGAGCCCAUUCCCUCAGACGCGGAAGAUGAGCUAGAACAUACUACUAAACCAACUCACGAAGACGAUCCAGAUUCCAUAUCGGACCACCACAGCGAUUUAUCAGAAUCAAACAUAAACCAAGCCGAAGCCGAAACGCAAAUUCAAGGACCAGAGGAAGCAGAUGACGAUAACGACACCAGCGAUACAAACGAAGAUUACGCGCCGCGAGCCGUUCUCGAAAACCGCUUCGCCACAGAUACAACUAGUGAGAACGCCAGCCUAACCAUGCUAACAGAAGACAUAUCGAAAACCUCCAUCUCAGCCACGCCCAUGGGUACUAGUAAUAAUGAUGAUGACAACGACGACGAGCCGAAGCAAGCAAAAGUAGGCAAAGCAAAGUUAAAGCGCGCCAAACGCGCCGCUGCGGCGGCGGCUGCAGCUGAAGAAGAAGGGAGGCAGGGCAAGACGUUUACAUGCGCAAAAUGUCACAGCUCGUUCACUUCCAAAACCAAACUAUUUAACCAUAUCAAGGAGCUAAAUCACGCGCAGCCUGUGCCUGCUACUAAAUCUAAUAAUAAACAGGCGAAGAAGAAAGGCGCGAAGCGCUGAUUUGUUGGGGGAGCCGAGGCUGCCUUUUUUUUGGUUUGUUUUAAGAUU
Blastomyces gilchristii SLH14081 is the source of this 1806-nucleotide messenger RNA. RefSeq names its product DnaJ like subfamily A member 5. Gene Ontology annotation, molecular function: zinc ion binding; nucleic acid binding. Gene Ontology annotation, cellular component: cytoplasm. The record is from RefSeq and is a predicted model, not a curated record. Lineage: Eukaryota; Fungi; Ascomycota; Eurotiomycetes; Onygenales; Ajellomycetaceae. The coding region runs from base 1 to 1758 and encodes 585 amino acids. The transcript has 2 exons.